Molecule: messenger RNA, 929 nt
Organism: Solanum dulcamara
Lineage: Eukaryota; Viridiplantae; Streptophyta; Magnoliopsida; Solanales; Solanaceae
Product: photosynthetic NDH subunit of subcomplex B 3, chloroplastic
Exons: 6
Coding region: 120-563 (147 amino acids)
Biological process (GO): P450-containing electron transport chain
Cellular component (GO): mitochondrion
Molecular function (GO): 2 iron, 2 sulfur cluster binding
Source: RefSeq, a predicted model, not a curated record
AAAAGGUGGAGGAUAAAAUUUGAGAAACUUUGGAGCCACAAGUAAGAGAAAGAAGUGGGGCCAAGUAACGGGAAUAAGUAAAUGUGCAGAUCAGGGUAGGUGUUAAUGCUGGGUAGACCAUGGCUGCAACGAACCUGUCCGCUUCUAUAACAUUCCGGGCACCGGAGUUCACCAAAAACCACCAUAAAGCCGUGAUUUAUCCUCCUAAAAGAAUACCGAUUUCCAUAUGUUGCGCCACCAGCUCAGCAACCACCAAAAAACCUGAAAUUGAACUAGAGUUCAUCGGGCCAAAACCAGAUGAAAAUGGCAAGUACCCUAUGGAUAAAACAAAAGCAGUAAGUGGUGAGAAGCUGUUGAGGAACAUCAUGUCAGAGAACAAUAUAAAGUUGUAUGCUGCAUAUGGAAAGGUGAUGAAUUGUGGAGGCGGUGGAAGCUGUGGUACUUGUAUUGUGGAGAUUAUAGAUGGAAAGGAUCUACUUAAUGAGAGAACAAAUACAGAGCUCCGGUACCUAAAGAAGUUGUGCAGAAACCUGAGUCAUGGAGAUUGGCUUGCCAAACUAUAGUUGGAAAUAAGGAAAACUCUGGGAAGGUAGUGGUACAGAGGUUGCCUCAAUGGAAGAAGUGAUGGUAGAUGAAGUCAACAGCUAACUCACCAAGAAACAGAAGAAUAUAUGCAUGUGGAGUAAUACUUUGAGGUUUGAAGAGAGUAUAAAUAGUUUGAAGAGAGUAUAAAUCUCCAGAAACUAGAAUGCUUCAUGACUAGGUAGGACAUAUGAAUUUUAUUCCUUCAUUGAGUACCAGCAAAGUUUUUUCUGCUCCAGCAUUUUACAUUACAAAGGAUGUGUUCAAGUUAUAAGGGUUAAACUAAGCAACAGCCUGCUGCAAACGUUCUUUGUUUACUUAGUCGAAGCCAUCCUUAAUUAGUUUCA